AUGGUUCCUAAAGUAACAUACAGUGAUCUCGUCAUCAUCGGUGCUGGUCCGGCCGGGCUCAUGGCGGCUGCUUGGGCAAGUCGUCUGGGAUUCAACGCGCGGAUCCUCGAUGAUAAAGUUGACAGGGUACAAACCGGUCGGGCGGACGGUCUCCAUGUGCGUACUUUGGAGAUACUCGACAGCUUUGGGCUGGCGAAUGCAAUCAAUGAAAAGGCCUAUCAACUGCGAGAGAUCUGCUCCUGGAAUCCGGAUCCCGAAGACGAAAGCAAAAUCAAACGAACGGAGCGGGUUCGGGCCAAGGAAGAAGAGCAUGGCCGGUUCUGUCAACUGGGCAUCCAUCAAGGUUUCAUUGAGCAGAAUUUCAUUGAUUUCCUGCGAAGAGAAGGUCGUUUGAAUGUCGAGAGAAAUACGACGACUAAAUCCCUUCAACUAGAUGAAGCUCUGACGACCGACCAUGCCGCUUAUCCGAUCUGUCUACGGAUCGGACGAAGCACGGUCGCAACGAAUAGAGACACAGCAGAUCAAGGCUGGCGACCACCGCAGGAAGAGAUCAUAAAAGCUCGAUACCUGGUAGGUGCAGAUGGCGGGCACAGCUGGACUCGUGAUCAGGUUGGCCUCAGGCUAGAAGGUGGCAAGACGAAAGUGCACUUUGGGGUCGUGGACAUUGUCCCUAUCACCGACUUCCCCGAUAUACGCAUCUCAUGCUCCAUUCACUCCACGAAGACCGGCAGCACGAUGACAUUUCCCCGCGAAGAUCGGCUCGUUAGAUUCUAUGUUCAACUGGCCGAGACAGGCAGCGAAGGCGAUGACUUUGACACAAGCAAGGUCACUCCGGAAAUGAUUACAGAAAAGGCCUCCAAGAUAUUGAGUCCGUACAAGCUGUCAUACAAACACUGCAAUUGGUGGUCGGUAUAUACCGUGGGUCAGCAGUGUGCUCCCAGUUUCAGCAAAGACGGUCGGGUCUUCCUGGUCGGCGACGCAGUCCAUACGCAUUCCCCCACAAUGGGUGCAGGAAUGAAUGUGUCCAUGCAAGACUCUUACAACCUGGUAUGGAAGCUCGGCCAAGUCAUCAAAGGUAUCGCAAAGCCUGACAUUCUCGACACGUACAACGCCGAACGACAAUCGGUCGCACAAACCCUGAUAGAGAUGGAUCGAGAAAUGUGCGAUUUCUAUGAGAAAGGGGCGGGCUCGGAUGCACACAACUACGACGAGUUCUAUGAGCGGUUUCGAACGUUUCUCAGUGGAGUUGGUGUGGAAUAUGGCCCCAAUGCCUUGGUUGUACCAGCACGCGAAGACGAGUCAAGAGAUUCCAAAUCUUGUCCCGAUCUCGACAAUUCAAGACAAACUCGAGGGCUCUCGAGGCGGUCAUUAGCGAGCAAGAUACCCAUUGGACAGCGACUACCCUCUUUUCUGGUACUGAAUCAUGCGGAAGCUAAUAUAGUCCAUGUCCACUCGAUGCUGCCAGCCGAUGGCCGCUGGCGUCUGUUAGUGCUCGCGGGCGAUAUAAGCAAAGCCUCACAGAUGGCACGCUUACGGACUCUGUGUGAGCGCAUGGAUGCACCUUCAUCGUUUCUCCGGACGUACACACCAGCAGGCGACAAGGUCGACUCGGUCAUCGAGGUCUUGACCAUACACGCCGCUCCCCGGCACAAGGUCGAGUUAUUCAGCCUACCCGAGCUCCUGCGCCCUUUCGACCCAAAGCUUGGAUACGACUAUUGGAAAUGCUUUGCGAACAAUAACGCAGGAGACGAAGGAGACUUUGACGAUGCAUAUGCGAAAUGGGGAGUCGACAAAGAUGAGGGUUGCCUCGUAGUCAUCCGGCCCGACCAGCACGUAUCCCUUGUGUGCGGGCUACAGGAGGUAGGAGAGGUCGAGCAGUUUUUCAGCACCAUCCUGGUUCCGCAGCAGCGACGGAACGCAACCGCUGCUGCUUGUGAAUAG
Molecule: messenger RNA, 1941 nt
Organism: Cladophialophora carrionii CBS 160.54
Lineage: Eukaryota; Fungi; Ascomycota; Eurotiomycetes; Chaetothyriales; Herpotrichiellaceae
Exons: 4
Coding region: 1-1941 (646 amino acids)
Molecular function (GO): FAD binding
Source: RefSeq, a predicted model, not a curated record